Messenger RNA from Monodelphis domestica (gray short-tailed opossum), 1335 nucleotides. Its product is annotated as olfactory receptor 6C75. Gene Ontology annotation, cellular component: membrane. Gene Ontology annotation, biological process: G protein-coupled receptor signaling pathway. Gene Ontology annotation, molecular function: olfactory receptor activity; G protein-coupled receptor activity. The record is from RefSeq and is a predicted model, not a curated record. Lineage: Eukaryota; Metazoa; Chordata; Mammalia; Didelphimorphia; Didelphidae.
UAUUUCACAAUUGAUCACUGUGACAGUAUAGCUGUGGCUGUGCAUAAUGUUGGAGUAUAUUUUCUAAAGAAAAUUAUAUUGAUAAAGAGAUAGAAUUCUCUCUCAUUGACUUAAUUGGCAUUUCCAUCCCACACUAGCUAACACUUUCAUUCCUUCACCUCAAUUCUGCAGAUGAUAGGAAGAGAAAAAAGUCCUAAACAAAGGAGAAAAAAGUAAAAUGAUAAACCACACAUCAGUUACAGAGUUCAUACUGCUGGGAUUGACAGAUGAUCCACAGUGGCAAAUGGUACUUUUCGUCUUCCUCCUACUUACCUACAUGUUGAGUGUGACUGGAAACCUCACCAUUAUCACCCUUACCCUGCUGGACUCCCACCUACAGACUCCCAUGUACUUCUUCCUCCGGAAUUUUUCUUUCUUAGAAAUUUCAUUCACUUCUGUUUGUAUUCCUAGAUUCCUAGUAACUGUUGUGACAGGAGAUAAGACCAUUUCCUAUAAUGGUUGUGUGGCUCAGUUAUUCUUUUUCAUUUUCUUGGGAGUGACAGAAUUUUACCUUCUUGCUGCCAUGUCCUAUGACCGCUAUGUUGCCAUCUGCAAGCCAUUGCAUUACACAACCAUUAUGAACAGUAAAGUCUGUAUACUGCUCGUCUUUAGUUCUUGGCUGGCUGGGUUCCUGAUCAUCUUUCCACCUAUUAUCCUGCUGCUACAGUUGGAUUUCUGUGCAUCUAAUGUCAUUAAUCAUUUCAUUUGUGACUCCUCUCCCAUUCUGCAGCUCUCAUGCUCAAAUACUCGUUUCCUUGAACUAAUGGCCUUUUUUUUAGCUGUGGUGACCCUUAUGGUCACCUUGACACUGGUGGUACUUUCUUAUACGUACAUAAUUAAGACAAUUCUGAAAAUCCCUUCUGCAAGUCAGAGAAAAAAAGCCUUUUCCACUUGUUCCUCCCAUAUGAUUGUUGUCUCCCUUUCUUAUGGCAGCUGCAUUUUCAUGUACAUUAAACCCUCAGCAAGGGAAAGAGUAUCUUUGAGCAAGGGAGUGGCUGUACUCAACACCUCAGUUGCCCCCUUGUUAAAUCCCUUCAUUUACACCCUAAGAAACCAGCAAGUGAAACAAGCCUUCAAGAAUAUGGUUCAAAAGAUUAUCUUUUCUUUAAAUGAGUAAUUUUUUGACAUGGAAACUCCAAGUUACAAUAAAACUCAAUUACAAUAAAAUUUCAAGUUACCCUAUUCCACUCUUUUCUCAACUCGUUCCAUUUCAAUUAAUAACAAGUACAUUUGAUCACUUUUAUAUUUCUCAGAGUCAAAUCUUAUCUUUCCUCCAAAUGAAUUGUUUUUUCUUCC